Molecule: messenger RNA, 1014 nt
Organism: Ectocarpus siliculosus
Lineage: Eukaryota; Phaeophyceae; Ectocarpales; Ectocarpaceae
Source: the annotation of a GenBank genome assembly
AUGCUCGAUGAUGCGGUUGCCGGUGACAUCCUGGCCUACCUCCCUUGCAGUGAUCUCGGUGCCAGCAACCUGAUCAGCAAGGCGUGGUUGGCACCCAACAAGAACGAGUCACUCUGGCGCCCGUUUCUUUCUACGGUGGAUCCCAUCUCGAUCUUAGGGCCAGCUAAGCUUUCGGAGCUCGCUGAGCAGUUCACGUGCCGACAGGUUGUGACUCAGCUUUCCCUUCGCUUAUGCUCGCUGUGCCGGGAGCCAACGAGCGGGUUCUUCACUUUGACGUGCUCCAGGGUGUGCGAGUCCUGCUUCGAAACGGAUGCCCGGGCCACGAUGUGUAGCCUUAGGUGGGGCUCGGAGGAAGGUUUUCAAGCCGAGAUGACCGCCAGGAAGGUCAAGGCGGAGGCCGCUCAUCGAGCCCGCGUCGCGGCCUACGAAAUCACUCAGCAGCAGAGCACGGCCAAAAGUCCUUCCCUUUCCCGUGAGGGGGGCGGGGAAGAAGACUCAACAUCGACAUCACCUCCCGCCGAGCCAUCUCCGCUCGAGAAACCAAAACGCUAUCCUUCUACACCUCGCAUUUGCCGUCUUAGCCGUGAAACGAACUACGUCGCAUCGAACCAGCAAGAGGGCCAUGGCGUCCGAGGAGAGAAGUAUGGGUUCUAUCGGAUUGUCAACGACGCGUUCUUCGACGCUGGUCCGACGAUUGCCAUCAGCUGCGCGACAUCAUCUCCAAGCCCUCACGGACCGAACACAAGCACCAACACGAGCAACGACGAUGACCUCGACGAGAACGUGUGUGACGUGACGUGCAGUGCGUGUUCCUCCAACUCGUACGCCCGCUUCCACACCAUGACCGAAUCCGAGUCGUACUGCCCAUGGGACGUUCAAGGGUACGAGAGGGAGAGAAGGGGCCGGGUGUUCGUCGAGGCGCUGAAGACAGCCAAGGAUGGCACGACCAUCAAGGAUCGUUGGCACCUCUCGCGGCCGGCUCGAGCUGCAGGAUGGCGCUCUCUUUUUGGAUAG